This is a messenger RNA of Trichophyton rubrum CBS 118892, 1257 nucleotides long. RefSeq lists its product as uncharacterized. The coding region runs from base 1 to 1257 and encodes 418 amino acids. NCBI's taxonomy places the organism in Eukaryota, Fungi, Ascomycota, Eurotiomycetes, Onygenales, Arthrodermataceae. The record is from RefSeq and is a predicted model, not a curated record. Gene Ontology annotation, biological process: steroid biosynthetic process. Gene Ontology annotation, molecular function: 3-beta-hydroxy-Delta5-steroid dehydrogenase (NAD+) activity. The transcript has 2 exons.
AUGGCUCAAUCCCGUGUUAUCGAGCUAGGAAAUGUCCUAGUUGUAGGCGGCUGCGGUUUUGUAGGCGCUCACGUUGUUGACCAGCUACUCAACUUCCCAUCCGAAGACUCACUACCCACCCACCCAGUUUCCAGAGUCAUUGAUGCGAGCGGGAAGCCUGACCCCCGAUUUGCGCACCCUCGUCUUCGCGACCGAUACCCGUCAUACAAGAACACUAAAGUGUCCGUUCUCGACCUCCGAACAACACAUAACCGAUUUCCUGGAGCGGACUAUUAUGAUGCAGAUAUUCUAAACACAGAGCAAUUGUUAAAAGUGUUUAGGAUAGUGAAACCAGAUGUUAUCAUUGAUACUGUCUCUCCACCGCCCCUGGAGGGGGAAAGGGAGAUGUUGUAUAAUGUCAAUGUCAAUGGUACAAAGAACUUGGUAGAGGUCGCAGGCGGCGCCAAAGGAGACUGGGGUGGAAAAUGCAAAGCUUUUGUCUAUACUAGCUCUUCAUCGGUGGUUCACGACACCCAGGGUGACUUGGUUAAUGUCGAUGAGAGAUGGCCCAAAAUCGUUGGCAAGCUCCAGCAAGAAUAUUACACUGAAACAAAGGCACUUGCGGAAGAUUUCGUCCUAAAGUAUAAUGGUACCUCCCCCUCCGGCAUGCUAACAGUUGCUAUCCGACCUGCCGGUAUUCACGGCGAGCGUGACACAACUCUUACGAAGAAGUUGGUUGAGCACGGCUCCAAGGCGUCGCCUCUCGUCCUAUCCUUCCAGCUCGGCGACAAUGAUAAUCUAUUUGAUUUUACUUAUGUCGGCAACAUUGCCUAUGCGCACAUGCUUGCUGCCGAGCUACUCCUUGCCACCAUGAAACGGAUUGAGACAAAAGCAGUGCUUCCCCUUGACCAUGAGCGUGUCGAUGGCGAAGCAUUCAACAUUACCAAUGACAGCCCGGUGUAUUUCUGGGACAUGGCCCGUUCCAUAUGGGCGUUGAUGGAUCGUUAUGUCGAACCUGAACAGGCUUGGGUCCUUCCAGAAGGAGCUCUUACCGUGAUAGGGGGCAUACUAGAAACGGUGUUUGGACUAUUUGGUAAAAAACCCCGACUUACACGACGGGAGGUUAGAUACUCUUGCAUGACGAGAUACUUUUCAUGUGAUAAGGCGAAGAGAAGGCUUGGAUACGUUCCUUAUGUCCCUCUCGAUGAGGGUGUUGCAAGAUCUGUUGGCUUUAUGCUGGAGCAAAACAAAAAUAUCGAGGCGAAGAAGCAGCUAUAG